AUGGAGACCGUCGUGACUGUUCCAAUGCCGCUCAUGGUGGUGGCGGGACAAGAGGCGGGACAAGAUCACCCCUUGACUCCUCCGGGGCCAUCCGAGUUGGACGAACUCCGGAAGCAGAACGUCGAGCGUGCUGCGGCGUCGUCGAGUGAAUUCAACAAGAUGACGUACGAGCAGAUGGCGCAGUUUCACGCGCAGCAGCAGGCAAUGGCCUUGCGCUUCCGCCGCGAACAAGAAGAAUCGCAUGCAAUAUUGUCGAAGAAGCAAGAACAACUGCGACGCCAACAAGAAGAGAUCAAGAUGGCGAUGGCUCAGCAAGCCAGGGUGACUGGAGAUCACCGGUUGUUGUUACAGCAAGCCUAUGAAGCAAUGAGGCAACUGCACACCAAGGUGGAGGAGCUGGACAUGAAACAACACCCUGCGCAAGAGGCGCCGGCGGUGAUGAGCCGUCCAGAGACCCUUAUUGGUGUUCAGCAAGUGCCGCUGGUCCCGAUGUACAAGGGCAGCACGAAGCCGCUGAACCGUGGUGUGGGAGGAAUCCUCUUCCUCAUGCCAGUGUCAUGA
Molecule: messenger RNA, 561 nt
Organism: Aphanomyces invadans
Lineage: Eukaryota; Oomycota; Saprolegniomycetes; Saprolegniales; Verrucalvaceae
Exons: 4
Coding region: 1-561 (186 amino acids)
Source: RefSeq, a predicted model, not a curated record